AUGGUACAUGUCACCAGCUUGCUUGUGGCCCAGCUUUUGUUCUCUUCAGCUAAGUCAUCAGAUACAAGGGGUGGUCAUGCAGCUAUGGCUUAUAGUUCAUCUUCCACUCACUCCAUGCAACAACCUUUCACUGCAUAUCCAUCCGAUAACACCAGGGACCUAUACCUCAAUGGUAUACACAGUAUUGAUGACCUUAGGACAGAGUUCAAAGUUCUGGAGCAAUUCAGGACCUGUUGGUUAGCUGACUGCAGAGGCCAAUAUUUCACUAUCUAUUCUUUGUUUGUGAUGGUUAAGAGGGGUAGUGCAGAGGAGGAAGAGGAAGAGGGCAGUGUGGAGGAAGAAGGCAGCAUGUAUGAGGAGGGCAGCAUGUAUGAGGAGGACAGCAUGAAGAAGGGCAGUGUGGAUGAGGAGGGCACAUCUCUAUAUGUACGAGGUUGUAGCCACUGA
Messenger RNA from Suillus clintonianus, 447 nucleotides. RefSeq lists its product as uncharacterized. Lineage: Eukaryota; Fungi; Basidiomycota; Agaricomycetes; Boletales; Suillaceae. The transcript has 3 exons. The record is from RefSeq and is a predicted model, not a curated record. The coding region runs from base 1 to 447 and encodes 148 amino acids.